GAGAAGGAGGAAGGGAGCCUCAAAGGCCAAGGCCAGGCAGGACACCCCCUGGGAUCACACUGAGCUCGCCACAUCCCCAAAGCAGCUGAACCCUCUGCACCAACCAGCCCAGGUCAAACCUCAGAGGCCCCAUGGAGUUCCCUGGCCUAGGGGCCCUGGGGACCUCUGAGCCCCUACCCCAGUUUGUGGACCCUGCCCUGGUGUCCUCACUACCAGAGUCAGGGGUCUUCUUCCCCUCUGGGCCUGAAGGCUUGGAUGCAGCAGCUUCUUCCACUGCCCCAAACACUGCCUCGGCUGCAGCUGCUGCACUGGCCUACUACAGGGAUGCGGAGGCCUACAGACACUCCCCAGUCUUUCAGGUGUACCCAUUGCUCAACUGUAUGGAGGGAAUCCCAGGGGGCUCACCAUACACCAGCUGGGCCUAUGGCAAGACUGGGCUCUACCCUCCCUCCACUGUGUGCCCCACCCGCGAGGACUCCCCACCCCAGGCCUCAGAAGAUCCGGAUGGAAAAGGCAGUUUCCUAGAAACGUUAAAGACAGAGCGACUGAGUCCAGACCUGUUGACACUGGGACCUGCAGUGCCUUCAUCCAUCCCUGUCCCCAGCAGUGCCUAUGGGGGCCCUGACUUUCCCAGUAACUUCUUUUCUCCCACCGGAAGCCCCCUCAAUCCAGCAGCCUAUUCCUCCCCCAAGCUUCGUGGAACACUGCCCCUGGCCACCUGUGAGGCCAGGGAGUGUGUGAACUGCGGAGCGACAGCCACUCCACUGUGGCGGCGAGACAGGACAGGCCACUACCUGUGCAAUGCCUGUGGCCUCUAUCACAAGAUGAAUGGGCAAAACAGGCCCCUCAUCCGGCCCAAAAAGCGCCUGAUCGUCAGCAAGCGGGCAGGUACCCAGUGCACCAACUGCCAGACAACUACCACGACACUGUGGCGGAGGAAUGCCAGUGGGGACCCCGUGUGCAAUGCCUGCGGCCUCUAUUACAAAUUACACCAGGUGAACCGACCACUGACCAUGCGGAAGGAUGGUAUCCAGACUAGAAACCGCAAGGCAUCACAGAAAGAAAAGAAGCCAGUGUCAAGUCUGGGAGGCACAGGAGUGCAA
Molecule: messenger RNA, 1103 nt
Organism: Myotis brandtii (Brandt's bat)
Lineage: Eukaryota; Metazoa; Chordata; Mammalia; Chiroptera; Vespertilionidae
Gene: GATA1
Product: GATA binding protein 1 (globin transcription factor 1)
Exons: 6
Biological process (GO): negative regulation of transcription by RNA polymerase II; positive regulation of transcription by RNA polymerase II; cell fate commitment
Molecular function (GO): zinc ion binding; DNA-binding transcription factor activity, RNA polymerase II-specific; RNA polymerase II cis-regulatory region sequence-specific DNA binding
Source: RefSeq, a predicted model, not a curated record